This is a messenger RNA of Pogona vitticeps (central bearded dragon), 312 nucleotides long. The record is from RefSeq and is a predicted model, not a curated record. NCBI's taxonomy places the organism in Eukaryota, Metazoa, Chordata, Lepidosauria, Squamata, Agamidae.
AUGUCUGGUCGAGGCAAGGGAGGAAAAGGCUUAGGGAAAGGCGGUGCCAAGCGCCACCGGAAAGUGCUGCGAGACAACAUCCAGGGCAUCACCAAGCCGGCCAUCCGGCGCCUGGCUCGGCGGGGCGGCGUGAAGCGCAUCUCGGGCUUGAUCUACGAGGAGACGCGGGGAGUGCUGAAGGUGUUCCUGGAGAAUGUGAUCCGCGACGCGGUCACGUACACAGAGCAUGCCAAGAGGAAGACCGUGACGGCCAUGGAUGUGGUGUACGCGCUGAAACGCCAAGGCCGGACCCUCUAUGGUUUUGGAGGUUAA